Molecule: messenger RNA, 1863 nt
Organism: Neoarius graeffei (lesser salmon catfish)
Lineage: Eukaryota; Metazoa; Chordata; Actinopteri; Siluriformes; Ariidae
Gene: odad3
Product: outer dynein arm docking complex subunit 3
Exons: 14
Coding region: 1-1659 (552 amino acids)
Biological process (GO): cilium movement; outer dynein arm assembly
Cellular component (GO): cilium
Source: RefSeq, a predicted model, not a curated record
AUGGCAGCGACUUUCAGCUCAAAGAGCAUCAGAGCUCCGAUUCAGGAGCAAAUCUCAGAGUUACAGAGAAAAAUACAGCUGCUGGAGGGAGACAGAAGCGCGCAGUAUGAGAGCUCCCAGAGUUUAAUGAAGAAGAACAGAGAGAAAAUCCUUCAGCUCAGACAGGAGAAUAAACUCCUACACCGGAAACUGGCCGAGGAGCUUGCUGGAGAUGAGCACAUCAUCAGGGAAGCCUUUCAGUCCCACAGCAGAGAGAAGGCUGCCUACAGGAACAUGUCUGGGAAGGCGGUGGUGCAGAUCCUGGAACAGAAAGUGUAUGAUAAAGUGAAGAAGCUAAAUGCACUGAAGCACGUGAUGAACACACAGCGCCACCGUCUGGAAGAACUGAACACUGAGUACAGCAAUAUGAGCGCAACCAGACCCAACCUGCUGCCUGACGGGGCCGCCAUGAAUGAAGAGGACUUUACUGAUGUUCAGGCUCAAAAGAACUUGCGUAUUUUGGAGAACCGAUUAGAAAAAGCUCAGCUGAAAUGUCAGGAGGCCGAACACAUCAUGAAGAGCUACAAAAAACUAAAGGAGCAUCUGCAGGAGGAGAGUCUGACGUUCCAGUCUCAGUUAGAUGAGUUGGAGUGUGAAAUUAUUCAACAGAAACAGGAGCUCAGAGAUCUGCAGGAAAUGAACAACAAAGCACACCAGGCCAAAGAUGCAGCCAAGGCGGAGCUACAGCGUCAGGAGUUGAUGAUGUACAGUGAGAGGAGAGAGAGAGAACUCACCCUGAACCAUUACAAAAAGCAAGCAGAGGGACAAAAAGCACAAACUGACCGGGGGGACCGCCGAGCCCAGAGGGCGGUGCUGCACACAGAUGAGUUGAGCAGCGAAGUCCAGCGCAGUGGAACAGCAGAGGGAGAGAACGACAAAACUAUCUUCAGCUUCAAAGAGGCCUUUUCACGCAUCACAGAGGCUACAGGAGUCACUGACACACGGGAGGUGGUGGAAAGGUUCAUAUCUCAGCGUGACACUCACACACACCUGGAGCAGAUGAAGGUGCAGAACGAAUGUGAGCUUCAGCAGCUAAAGGAGGACAGAGAUGAGUUACACACUCAAUACCAGGACAUGAAGUACUCAGGAGAGACCAAACUGACCCAUGGGAGGAGGGUGUGGGAGGAGUGUGAGUCUCAGUUACAGAGGGAACAGCAGAGACGAGACGCAGCUAAAGACACUCUGGACAGAAUGACACUCACACUGAGCACUGUGAGCAACGCUGUGGAACAUCUGUAUGACAAACUGCAGCACAUCACACUGCAGGAUGCCCCUGUGCAGCGAGAGUGUGUGUCUCCUCAGCCUGUGUUGGAUCUGCUGUGGGAGGCGGAGCUAAAACUGAUGCAGCUGCAGGAAGAACUGCAGGGAUGUGAUACACACACACUCAUCAAAGAGAUGGAGGAGCAGGAGUUCCAUGCCAGCAUUGAAGGGAAGCUUCCUGACUACAACACUCGCAUCACGCUACCAGAUCAUCAGAGAGACGACGUGUACGAAGAAGAGGACGAUAGCGGGGAUGAUGAUGGUGAUGUCAUCACUCGGAAGUCCCUCAAACACCAGUCGCAGCUCAUCAUUGACUCGAAAACAAAGAGGAAGACUCGGAAGAGGAAGAACGAACUGUGACCUUUCACCUCAUUUUCUCUUUAAUUCUGCACAAUUAGAAACAAAGCAUGAUUCCAUUAUUAUUGGAUUAUUAAAUAAAGACACAUAGCUCUUUCACUUCUCGUUGCCUGUAGAGACGACGAUGCCGGGGACAGUGAUGGUGGUGAUGAUGAUGAUGAUGAUGAUGUCAGUGUGAUGAUGUUUGUGUGUAUGUUGAUAAUUAGC